CCUGAGUCCCGCCACCCGCAGGGGCUCCGCGGGGCGCGAGCCGGACGCACCUCAGCCACUCUGCCUUCUUCUUCCUUUUAUUUUUAUUUUUAUUUUUUUUACCGCGGGCUUGUCUGUUUCGCGUUGGUUUCAGGCAGCUACCGGCCGGUGCGCGCGGGAGGCCGCCGGCAGCAGCGGCUCGUCCCCGGAGAAGCCCGCCGGGCGCGUCCCCACGGGGAGGAUGAGCGGCACCAGCGCCAGGUCCAGCCACCUGUCCCAGCCGGUCGUGAAGAGCGUGCUGGUGUACCGCAACGGGGACCCUUUCUUCGCGGGGCGCCGCGUGGUCAUCCACGAGAAGAAAGUGUCCAGCUUCGACGUGUUUCUGAAAGAGGUGACGGGCGGUGUUCAGGCGCCGUUUGGGGCGGUCAGGAACAUCUACACGCCGCGGACCGGCCACCGCAUCCGGAAGCUGGACCAGCUCCAGAGCGGGGGCAACUACGUGGCCGGGGGUCAGGAAGCCUUCAAGAAGCUCAAUUACUUGGACAUAGGAGAAAUGAAGAAGAGACCUAUGGAAGUUAUUAAUACAGAGGUGAAGCCAGUAAUGCACAGCAGGAUCAACGUGUCCGCUCGCUUUAGAAAGCCACUGCAGGAGCCGUGCACGAUCUUUUUGAUUGCAAAUGGAGACCUCAUAAGUCCGGCUUCCCGCCUCCUCAUCCCCAGAAAAACCUUGAAUCAGUGGGAUCAUGUGCUACAGAUGGUCACGGAAAAAAUAACUCUGAGGACUGGAGCUGUCCACAGACUUUACACGUUAGAAGGAAAACCUGUUGAGAGCGGGGCGGAGUUGGAGAAUGGGCAGUUUUAUGUGGCCGUUGGCAGAGAUAAGUUUAAGAAAUUGCCUUACAGUGGAUUACUUUUUGACAAGUCCACAAUGAGAAGGUCCUAUGGUCAGAAAGCUUCUUCACUACCUCCUAUUGUAGGAUCCAGAAAGUCUAAAGGGAGUGGAAAUGAUCGUCAGUCCAAGUCAACAGUUGGAUCCAGUGAUAACACAUCCCCUCAACCCCCAAAGAGGAAAGGGAGAAAAGAAGAAGUGAGUUUGGAAAAACCCAAGAAAGGGAAGCAAAAUGUAAAGUUAAAGAAUCAGCCACAAACGAGUCCAAACAGUGAUGAAGGCGUUUUCAAAGCCGGAGCAGAGAGGUCUGAGACACGGGGAGCAGCAGAAGUCCAAGAAGAUGAAGACACUCAAGUUGAGAUCCCAGUUGACCAGAGACCAGCAGAAAUAGUAGAUGAGGAAGAAGAUGGAGAGAAAGCAAACAAGGAUGCAGAGCAGAAAGAAGACUUUUCGGGAAUGAAUGGUGAAGUUGAAGAAGGAGGAGAUCUGGAGGCUACAGAAGCCUCUGAGGAGGUGGAGGAGGUCCCGGACCACAGGGAGGAGCCUGCAGGUCCCACCCGAGGUAAUGGAGGCACCGAUGAAGAAAAUGGGGAGGAGCUGGAUCAGGUUACUACUGAGCUUCAGGAGGCAGUGGACGAGGAUGUCAAGUCUCAAGGAGCUGGCACUGGACAAAAUGAGGCUGACUUAGACCACCAAAGACCACCAAGACCAGAAGUAAAAAUCACCAGCCCACAGUGAGAAAAUGAGAACAACAAACAAAACAAGGACUAUGUUGUCAUAGCAUAGAUAAUUUUCAAAAAGAAGAGUAUGUUGAUUAUCAGACAAAUGAAGGGUUAUAAUACUUGAAUAAUAAGGGUAUAGUUACUGCGGAACAUAAUGUGACAAUAUGGUUGAAUACUACCUACUGAAUUUUAAGAUUAGAGGCUUAAUGGAAAGACUAGAUAAUUUUGAAUAGCUACUAAAGGAGAGUGACUUCUUUUCAUGGAAUGUAUUUUUAAAAGUCUUUUAGGAAAAUUAAAAGGGUACAGGAGCACUUUCCCCGGAUGACAAUUGGCCACUUGUCUUUAUAAGCGAUGGAAAAGAAUAGGGCCACACCUAUUGGAUCCUCUUCUAUAAAUUUAGAAAUGAGGCUAUUAGAUGGGAGUUUAUCCUAUAGCACUUAUCUAGGAAGGCAGAGAAUUUUAAAGAGAUGGUAAUAGGAAAGCAUGUGCUAUUUUUUUUAAAGCAAUAAACUCUUGCAUAAACAACUGUAGUUUAGUUUCAGAGACUGGCAGUAGAUUGAAAUGUUUCCGUGACUUGUCAACAUUCUUUUCUUUCUUCCUCCUCAUCCCAAAUCCAUCUUACACAAAUUAAAAAGACAGCACAGGGUGUUCACUUUGGAAGGUGGAAGUCUUCAUUCAGGGUAGUGGUGAUUAAUCUUGACAUGACAUUCCCUCAAGCGCUUCAGGUUUUAAUCCUUGUGUCUUUAGUGACACAUUCAGGAAGGAAUUUUACCAUGGGACACCCAGGUUACAUUCACUGAGCCUGGCUGGCUGGUUUGCAAGUUCUGGUAUUCUGUGGAUUUUCAUGGAACUAGUCUGCCCUCACCAGUAAUAUCCAUCUCUUCUCCAUCAUGUUCUUAUGUUAGAAAACUCCGUAUUGGCUAAUCUAAAGAUUGAAUUCCCUAGAGUUUUUUACAAAAAACGAAAAAAAAAAAAAAACUAGACUGCCUAAUAGGAAGAGUUUGUCACUGCUCCAUUUGACUUGCUUUUUUCCUUAUUUCUGUUAGGAUUGGCCUUGUCAUACUUUUGCCCCUGUGGUUAUUAGCAAAUGUUUAUUGUAAUGGCCAGUUAUGUUUAGACUUUCAAGCAGAUUCCUUCCUAAAUAAUUAGAAUCCAUCUGGGAGAAAUUGUUGAAAAAUACUUAAGUUGUCGUAAUGAGACCAGUUCCUUAUUACAAUUCUGUGGGCUAAUUAAAUGAACUCCCAAUGGCCUUGUUAGGUAGAUAUGGGGAAAAAUACGAUUGUAUUAGUUUUUUGAAUUGUCAAGAGAUGAUGCAGAUCUUCCUUAAAUAUAGAAAUAAUAUAUUUUUUCAUAUUAAAAAUAUUUUGUGAUUAUGUAGACGUUAUAAAUUUGAAAUGUAAAAUUCCAGUGCUUUUGUAGAAUUCAUUGUUAAUCCUAAAUUUAAAAGAUUUUCUUCCCCUCCAGGUUUCAUAACCACCCAUUUGGAAUAAAGGUAGCUAUAUCAAGCACUUAAUAAUACUACAGAAAACUAAUGUAUUUUUUCCUAGCAGCUAUUUUAGUAUUUUCUACAAAUAGGAAGCAUAAACAGAGACUAUAAUGUGUAACAGUAUUGGAAAGAGAUUGUGAUAUAAGGGUGUAUUGAUCUGGGAGGAUGAAUUGUCAACGAGGGUUCUAUAUUGUAUAAAAAUCUAGACUGUGCUUUUUACAAGUCAGCUUAUUUUUUCAAAUGGGACAAUAUGAGAUGUAGUAGACUACAAACAACAGUCUCGUGUUGCUAGGGAAAUAAGACUAGCUGUUUUUUUAAUGUUAAAUUCCCAUGCCAUUACUGGGCCUGGGGUUAAUUAUUUUAAAUAGUUUAUAGAAAUCAGGGGUAAAUGCCUGAAAUUAUAACUAAUUCUCAAGAUGAUUCUUUCUCUUUUCUUUCUUUAAUGAGUUUCUCUUUUUUUCCUUUUUAAAAGGAAUCUCUUGAGUUUUUUUUUUUUCCCCUCCUGUUCUUCAUUAUACUAUGAAGCUUAGGUUUUCAGAGCCUUUUUAAGAGUUAUUUCAAUGAAGCCCAAUAUUGUUUUACAUGAAAAACAAAGUAUACAAAUACUUCAAUAUGAUGAGAGGUCAUAGUAACUGUAGCAAAAAAUUUAAAAAUUAGGAUAUAAUUCUUCUCUUGGACCAAUGUGCAUGUUUUACCGCCUGUUGACAAGAUAUAAUUGUGGCCUCCCUUGAGGGCAUGAACAACUAAUCACUCUAUAACACUUUGCAGACAUAUAUUACUAAAAAAAAAAAAAAAAAAAGAAUGAAAUAUGUCGUCUAACCAUGGGAAGACAUCGUUCACAGAAAAUGCAAAGUGUGCCUGUCAUUUUGGAGAUGACGUCAACACAAAGGAGGAAUGCUGAUUCACGUCCCCCAUGUGGAUGUUUUCUCUGUGGGAAUGGUGGUCCCGGUGGCAGGCUAGCUGCAAGGGUUAAGCUGGGCUCAAGGACAGAUCUGGAGAGCAUUUAUGUGAGUGAGCAGAAGAGAUCUGGGUUAGGCUGCAAGUAUUGUUCCUUUCCAAGAGGGAGGAUACUGUGAAAAACCCCUGUAGCUUUGCUGUGCUAGCCAGCGGAAUGCUUUUAGUUUUAAGGAACUCUUUCCUCAAACUUAAUUGGGUUCUAAGACAUUUAUAAACAACUGGUUGCUUAGUUGAAUUGGAACAUUAGAGUUUUGCAGAAAAAGACACAAAUUUUAGCUAGUGUCAUUUUCAUGCUAAAGAUGUUCCAUCUUGCUCCGUAGCCUCCUCUGUUCAUCACCUAGGCAACAUCCACUGAUUUCUAGUUAGUUAUACAAUAUGAUAUUAUGGCCAUAUGAUAACUUUUUACUCACUAUUUUUCUCUAUAGCCAUAGGAUGACUUUCCACUUAAUAAGACAUUUUCCCCUAUGCGUUUUGGGAAAUAUUCAAAUGCCAGGCUCACAGGAAGAGCAUGAUACCCUCAUGUUUUAUUCUGGAGUGUUGGCUCCUGGUAUGGUCUGUAAAGACAGAACCAGCCCCUAGGUAUGUGGCUUGGAGUCUCUUGGAUAUCUCUGAGGGAUAUGGUUGUGAAGCCAUACUAAUGUGAGCUUCUUCAUGCUAACUUUUCCAGCGUAUAGCUCAUAAACCAACAUCCUGGAAGACUUCACUAAAUGACCUAUCUUAUACAUAAGAUGGGAUGAACGUCUGUCUAUUCAAAAUUGUGACCAUAGAACAUCAAGAAGGCUUCUUUAUGUUAUUCACUGACUCUCCUAAAGAAUUAACUCUGUACUUUCAUUUUGAUCAAUAAAGCAGCAAAGCAAAAAUUUUUAAACAGAUUAAUUACUAGAGACAAAGAAACAUCUGAACUGUUGCCAAUCUGAACAGAGAGAAUAAAUAGAUAUUCACUUAUACAUAUCAAAUACUUGUACAGUUGCACUCACACACUUUAAAAUACUGAACAGGCCUCUCCAGGCAUAGCGUUGUUAAUAGAAUAAGGCUCUUCUGAGAGAGGCAAUGUGUAAAACACACAUGGAGAGGAAACACUAAGAAAUGAUAUAGAUCAUGGUGCUUUAAAACUUGUUUCCUGGAGACUUUAAGAAAUUUAAAAUUUCAGAGUAAGAAAGUUACCAGAAUUUUAAUGAAAAAUUUAUUGUAUGGAGGAGUGAUUGCAGAUAGAUAGACAGACAGACAGAUGAUGGAUCAUCUUGUUUUCCUGACCUAAUGACAGAGUCCAGUCCCUUAGUUCAUUGUUACCAGCCCUAAGGACCAUAUGCCUCAGGUGCAGAAUAUUUCAUACCAACAAAGGCUCUGUCCAAAGGUUACCACUGUUCAUGAAUGUGUGUGCAUGAUUUGCAGGAAUGCAUAGAGGACUCUCUUUGGUACCAAAUAGCCAGGUUCACUACAAAUAGAAUAAAAGACUGACUUACUGUUUCACCUCUUUAUCUAUAAUGCUCUGGUUCAGUGCAGAAACUUCAUAGUGUCCCUGAGUGACUCUAAUGUCCUGGAGUGGCACCACUUUCUUGUUUUCUUUGCAUUUUUUUUUAAGGUUAAUCUGUCUGUCUCAGGUGAUGAGUACAUGCAGUUCUUUGUUAUUAAAUAUCAGUCUUGUAAAUGCUCUUAAGAUUCUUGCUUCCCAGAAAUUAUCCUGGUAUGGAAAUGGGUCUGAUUCUUACCAUAUAAAAUUUGUGUAUUUCUUAUCAUGAAUUCUAAGGGACUUGGAGAGAGUGUGAAAGUGCAUUCCAACCUGUUGAUGCAGAGGGAAAUACUGUUUUGGAAAAGGCAGGCAUCCUAUAAAAUACGGGGAAUUAGGAAAGAAUUUUAAAAUGUCUGGAUAACCAUAAAGCAUUUAUAAAAUCAGGAGGUAAGUAAUGGAGCUCUGUUGGCUUAAGCCAACAACAGACUGAGCUUUAAUCUGUGAAUGGGACCAAAUGAAUUCCCUAUAGUUUUAUCAGCUUAAACCACAUAGUCUAAUUGAGUGGCUGAGUUAUGACCACAAAUGUCAUGGCAAGUGGGAAGAGGGAAUGGCCAUAGUCAAUUUCAAAAGAAGUUUGGAAAAAACUUAUUCUGGUUGUUGCUUCACUGCUUCUUUUGUGCCUUAAAUCCUUACCAUGUACAAUGAUUAAGGGUGAUUAUUGAUGUUAUAAGUAAAGGUUUAGUUGAGCUUAUCAUUUUUAUGUGAUUUAUGUUUAGAACUUCUCUUUGUAAGGCAAGUUAUUUGUGCUUUGAUCAAAUUAUGAGCAUUAGCUUUUUUUUAUUUCUGUAUUAGCGCUCACUCUGAAAUAUAAAAGUUUACUGUAUCUUUUGAGUAAAUAGAUACGUGUUUUAUGUAACUAAAA
Messenger RNA from Canis lupus familiaris (dog), 6405 nucleotides. RefSeq names its product doublecortin domain containing 2 (gene DCDC2). The record is from RefSeq and is a predicted model, not a curated record. Gene Ontology annotation, biological process: cilium assembly; regulation of cilium assembly; dendrite morphogenesis. Gene Ontology annotation, cellular component: microtubule organizing center; axoneme; kinocilium. NCBI's taxonomy places the organism in Eukaryota, Metazoa, Chordata, Mammalia, Carnivora, Canidae.